This is a messenger RNA of Notodromas monacha, 2962 nucleotides long. NCBI's taxonomy places the organism in Eukaryota, Metazoa, Arthropoda, Ostracoda, Podocopida, Cyprididae. The record is from the annotation of a GenBank genome assembly.
AUUUCUGUGCCGUUUUGUAGGCUGAAAUUGGAGUGUGUGGGUUUUUUUUUAACUUCUCGUCGGCGCGUGUUUGAUCGAAAUAUCGGAAUGGACCCGCAGGUGGCGAAGAUUUUAGAGGAUGCCUGUUCUAGGGUUCGUGUUCCUGCCGGAGGAGAUAAAAUCCACAAGGAUGAGUGCGUGUACUCAUUCGACACUCCAGAAUCACCUACCGGUCUGUACCUGUGCCUGAGAACAUUUCUAGGCUUUGGUGAAUCCUUCGUCGAGCAACACUUCACCAGAACAGGAAGCAAUGCCGAUCCUCCGGAGAAAAAGGUGACCAAGAUGGCGAUCGGAAUUGAAGGUGGAUUUCACGCAGGGAAAAGUCCGAAAGUGGAAUAUAAGGAACAACACUCUCUCGUACUUCGUGACGUUGUCAAGAAGGCGUUAGAAAUGGAGUCCGCAUCCAAGCUGUCGGAACUGGAAGCACUCGCUGGCACCUGGGAUGGAGAAGCUCGUCAAAUUUCAAAAAAUGCAGAGAAUUUGACGCAGUUGGAUAAUGGCAUUCGGAUCCCGCCCAGUGGGUGGAAGUGCGAGAAAUGCGACAAGACGGAGAAUCUGUGGUUGAACCUUACAGACGGGUCUAUUCUUUGCGGGAGAAAAUUUUUCGAUGGCAGCGGAGGAAAUAAUCAUGCUGUUGAGCACUAUGAACAGUCCCGUCACCCCUUGGCCGUCAAGCUUGGAACGAUCACUUCAGAUUCAAAAGCCGACGUUUUCGAUUACCAACUGGAUGAUAUGGUAGAAGAUCCUUGGCUUGCAAAGCACUUGGCUCAUUUCGGCAUCAACAUUCAUAGCAUGGAAAAGACCGAGAAAACCAUGACGGAACUGGAGAUCGAGAUAAAUCAGAAGAUGGAAUGGAGCGUGCUCACGGAAAGUGGAGCUGAUCUGAAACCCUUGUAUGGUCCUGGUUACACUGGGCUGCAAAAUCUGGGAAACUCUUGUUAUCUAAGCUCCGUCAUGCAAGUUGUGUUCACCAUUCCAGAAUUUCUGGCCAAGUUUGUGGAGCAAUCGAAUGACAUAUUUGCGCGUGGAAGCGUUGAUCCAUUUGACGAUUUCAACGUUCAGAUGGCAAAAUUGGGCACGGGAAUGUCUUCGGGGAGGUAUUCUGUACCACUUCGGGACACUUUAACGGACGCCGGGAAAGGAAACGGUGGGCCGGAUUUUGAAAAGAAGCUGGACGAAAUGAAGUGGCAACAAGGCAUUCCUCCACGUUCAUUUAAAGCAUUGAUUGGGAAAGGCCAUCCAGAGUUUUCAACGAAGCAUCAGCAGGAUGCGUCGGAAUUUGUUCUGCAUCUUAUCAAUCUCGUCGAAAAAUUCACGUUCUUGACUUUUUUGUGUGGCACAAAACAGCGUCACAGCAGGAUCCCGACGAAUCCGGCGGAUUGCUUUAAAUUCAAGGUGGAAGACAGAGUUCAGUGCCAGGCCUCAGGCAAGGUCUCUUAUAAGUACAGGACAGAGUACUUGUUGCCACUUUCAGUUCCAAUGAGUGCUGCGUGGAACAAGGAAGAGGUUGCGGCUUACGAAAGCAAGAAAGCCGAAUACGAACAAAAAAAGAUGUGCAUGGACCCAAGCCUUGUGGUUCGUCCAGCAAUUCGUGUGGAAGAUUGUCUUUCGAGCUUCGUAGCUUCGGAAAGGGUGGAUCGGUUUUUCUCAACUGCCAUUCAAAACUACACAUCAGCUGAAAAAACGACGCGAUUGACGACAUUCCCGAGAUAUUUGUUCAUUCAACUGAAGAAAUUUUCUCUGGCACCGGAUUGGACCCCGAUUAAGCUAGACGUGUCCGUUGGAAUGCCAGAUGAGCUAAAUUUGGAGGCCUUGCGUGGCUUUGGGCUUCGAAAAGGCGAAGAAAAACUGCCGGAAGCCAAGUCGAAGCCAAAAGUCGAUUUGAAUGAAGAACACAUCCAACACCUGGUGUCUAUGGGUUUCCCCAUGGAAGCAUGUAAAAAAGCCGUGUAUCAUACCGGUAAUCAGGGUGUCGAAGCAGCCAUGAACUGGGUUAUGGAACACAUGGCUGACGACGACUUCGGCUCCCCGUUUGUCAUCCCAGGCACCGAAUCAUCUGCUGACGAGUUUGUACCCGAGGCGAAUGCCAUGAUGAUGCUGACGUCGAUGGGUUUUACGGAUGAUCAAGCAAAGCUUGCGUUGAAAUCGACGAACAACAAUUUGGAACGCGCGGCCGAUUGGAUAUUUUCUCAUCGUGAUGAGCUUGAAGCCUUGGUAGCUGCUGCGAAAGGUGAAGCCGCAAAGGGGCACUAUAAGUUGGUGGCUUUCAUAUCCCACAUGGGUUCGUCGGCAUUCGUCGGUCACUACGUUUGUCACAUCUUCAAAGAAGGGCGCUGGGUGAUCUUCAACGACGAGAAGGUCGCCGUUUCGGAGCACCCACCAAAAGAUCUCGGCUACUUGUAUUUGUACGAGCGCUCGUGACGUGCUUGCGCGAAAAGAAAAAGGCUUGGAUUUCCGCGAAAGGUGAUCUUAGCGGUUUGAUCUUCUGUGAAUCCGUAUCAGUCGAGUCUGUGCGUGCUUACGGUCGUAACAUGAUUUCAGAAACCCUGUCUGCUCCGUCGUGGCGGAGAUUUCUUCUGGCGGGAAAAUGGAAAAAAUACACUGCAUCUGCCAGAAGUUUAUUCAUUUCCUGUGAUUUUAUUAAUUUAUCUUUAUGGUUAGUAAUGUUUGUGAGUCCUCUAAGUUAUUUGCGAGUAAGUUUUAUUUCUCAACUUCCUGAUUGAGAUUCCGAAGAUUUUCCCGAUUUUAUACAAUUUCCCGGCUCAGAGUUGAGACAUGUAGCAAGAAGACGAAACAGAUCUAGUAAAUACUUCCUUUUCAAAUGAAUAGAGGAAACCUUUUUUUCAUGAAAGGAGCGUUCGCUUUCGGCAGUCCGAGUUCAAACUCAAUCCAAUUUGGCAACGGGGAUGUCAUGAUAUUUCAC